Molecule: messenger RNA, 4100 nt
Organism: Camelus dromedarius (Arabian camel)
Lineage: Eukaryota; Metazoa; Chordata; Mammalia; Artiodactyla; Camelidae
Gene: CD80
Product: CD80 molecule
Exons: 8
Coding region: 719-1570 (283 amino acids)
Biological process (GO): immune response; cell surface receptor signaling pathway; cellular response to lipopolysaccharide
Cellular component (GO): external side of plasma membrane
Molecular function (GO): coreceptor activity
Source: RefSeq, a predicted model, not a curated record
AGUGCAGUUUCCUCUCCCCUUGAGACUGCUGCAGUGCUGGUGCUCAGUGAGGGAGGGCAGCUGUGUGGUUUGCUGUGCCAUCUGGAGGUAACUGACAACAUAGGACAGCAGAGGGAGCUUCCUCAAAUAGUACACGACGCUUUGCUCAUCCCCCGGUUUAAGUAUUUCUGAACAUCAGAGUUCUCUAUCAAGUAAAAGGAAGUUGGAAGGGGAAAUGCCACCUCUGUGACAUAUCACCCAAAGAAAAACGGAGUGACUUGCCAUUAUUUUGGAGACAGCAAGAAAAGAACAUCUCAGAAGUGGGGCCUCAUUCUUUGAUUUUUAACACAAGAAAAAGAGGAAUUGUUCUUCGGCAAGUGGCGAAUAUAAAUCCACCAUCUUUUAUAUUCAGGAGUUUGGACACCCAGUACACCAUCCAGCCUCUCCUCUUUUGCAAACAUCACAAGAGAACCCUCUGUGUGGGGCAAUUGAAUUGUUUUCUGCUUCUGCUGGGUGUUAACUGUGAGGUGCUCAGUUCUCACUUGGCUUGAAAUUAUUUGCUUUGGUUUUCCAUCCUCCUCAGCAGAAGCCAUGGGUCACACACUGAAGCGGGGAACUCCACCACCCAAGCGCCCAUCCCUCAUGCUUUUUCAGCUCUUGGUGCUGGCUGGUCUCUUUUACUUCUGUUCAGGAAGAAGAUUCUGACACAUGUAAAACACAGAGGAACCUGGAUAGUAUUAUGCUGAGUGGAAUAAGCCAGUCACAAAAAGACAAAUACUGCAUCAUGCAGGUGACCAAAACAGUGAAAGAAAUAGCAGUGCUAUCUUGUGAUUACAACAUAUCCACUGAAGAACUGACCGAAGUUCGCAUCUAUUGGCAAAAAGAUAAUGAAAUGGUGCUGGCGGUCAUGUCUGGAAAAGUGGAAGUGUGGCCCGAGUAUGAGAACCGCACCUUCACUGACUUCACCAGUAACCUCUGCAUUGUGAUCCUGGCUCUGCGCCUGUCAGACAAAGGCACCUAUACCUGUGUCAUUCAGAAGCCUGAGAAAGGGACUUACAAACUGAAGCACCUCACUUCGGUGAAGUUAUUGGUCAGAGCUGACUUCCCUGCCCCUAGUAUUAGUGACCUCGGAAAUCCAUCUCCUGACAUCAGAAGGAUAAUCUGCUCAACUUCUGGAGGGUUUCCAGAGCCUCACCUCUCCUGGUUGGAAAAUGGAGAAGAAUUAAACGCUACCUACACAACACUUGCCCAAGAUCCUGAAACUGAGCUCUACACGAUUAGCAGUGAACUGGAUUUCAAUGUGACAAGGAACCACAGCUUCAUGUGUCUUGUCAAGUAUGGAGACUUAACAGUGUCACAGACCUUCAACUGGCAGAAAUCAGCCAAACCAGCCCCGUCCGCUAAUCAGCUCCUGCCCUGGGCCAUUAUUAUCCCGAUCUCAGCAUCUCUGAUCAUUGCACUAAUACUAGGACUAGCAUGGCUGUUCUGCAGACUUGCUGCAAGACAGAGAGAGAGAAGGAGGAAUGAGGAGAGCUUGGAAAUGGAAAGGCUCUCUCCAGUCUGCAUAGGACGUGUGGAAGGAUCGGGCUGACCAGAACACAUGGAGGUCCCACCUCCAUCUGAGAUUGACCUCUUCUUGAAUUUCCUCAAAUGACCAAGAUUAUCACAUCUCGCCCUUCAUGUACCUGUUCUCUGGGAGCCUCUUCGUACCAGUGGCUUUGCAGAAAGUGAUCAGAGGAAUAUGGUGGGGUCAGAAGUAGAUCUGGUGACUCUGACCAAGGAUUUGAAAACAGAAUUCCUUAGACCUGGAAGAGACAUUCGUGAAUACUAGUCUUACUAAUGACAAGGAUAUCGGAGUCCUGGGAGGUAACUUGAAUUGUAAAGGCCAGGGCUAGAACUUAGAUUUCCUUGCUCUGGUGCUUUUCCUUCAUCAAUCCAUCUCUGUGCUAUUAACUGGUGUGUGUGUAUACACACACACCAGUCAUAGUGCUUCUGGAAACAGAAACUUACCAUCAUCAAGGUCAGCUUCAGAGAUGAUCUGAUGCAGCACUGGAGGAUGCUGUGUUGUUAAAAGCAACCUAAUGCGAAUGUGUGGGAAGUGUGUGGUGUGCACACCAAAUGAGGAUAAUGGAAAUAUUACUGGUGUUUAGCUAGCAGUUCAUUUUCAUUGUUCCUCUCCCACUUCUCUACCAGGUUCAGGAGGAAGCAGAUCCAGCUAAAACCAAUUUCCUCUGGCAUGUAAGAGGAAUGAGUUAUACACAUCAAAGUAACAGUCAGAUUGGAGAGGGAUGGUUUACAUUCUACUGGUUCACAUUGGACUGAUAAUCUCCUUAAAUGGCUUUAUGCUAGUUUAGUCUCAUUUGUAAAGUAUUUAUGACAAAGUUCUCAUUUAAAAUGAGACAGAUCAUCCAUGAAGAGCUCAUCUGACUGACCCCAAGGCCACCAACUUAACUCCUGAGGUGCUCUGUAGGUAGUAGAGGCUGGCAGAGAGCAGACUCAAGUCCUCUUUAUAGGGGUGGCCCAAAUGUUGUCACUACAAAGCCUCUAAGGAUCCCUCCAUUGAAAUGGAAUAUUGUGCGGGGUACAGAGGCACCAUGGUACUGAUCUAGUGGGAGAUCACCCAACUCCACUUGGGCCUAAGCCCACAGUGCAACCUAGACCUAGAAGCACAAAGAAAUCUAAUUGUGGAACACCACCCUGUAACUGAGGUACAGUGUAGCUUUUGAAAAUUCAAAACUAUAAUACCUCUAGGGACAAAAAUAAAUGAUGUUCCCGCUCCAAAAAUUAAACAAUAGAUUAAAUUAUGCUAAAUAGUCUAAGAGACAGGCUGUACCCAGAACAAAAUUACUUUAGAAAAUAAAGGUAGUGAAUUGACAAGAACUUGAAGCAAAGAAACAAAUAACAAGAAAAACCCAGGAAUUGCUGCAUUUAGUUAAGUCAGUACAAUCCUUGGACAUGAUCAAAAGUUCUUAAAAAUUCGCUACAAAACAGUACAAAUCUAAAAAAAUUUAUGAAAUAAAUUAUAAAAAUUAUUAAAUAAAAUUUAAUAUUUUUUCAAAGAGUUAUAUUUUACUUUCAUUCUGACAUUUUUGUGAUAUGAAUAAUUUUACAACCAACCAUCAGAUUUUUUAAUUUGUAGCUGAAGGAUUUAAUCUAUAUGUGAAUAAAACAAUAAACAGAUUGACUAAUUGCCAAUCUGUCAGCAAUUUAUGAAUGGGAUGCUUUGUGGAGUGUGGCAAUAAUACGUAAAUCAUGGUAAAACAUACUAGCACAAAGGUUUUCAUAUCCUUUUUGUUGUUUUGGGGAAGUAGGGGGAAGUAUUAGGGUUUUUAUUUUAGAGGAAGUACCGGGGAUUUGAACCCAGGACCUCACGUAUGCUAAGCGUGCACUCUACCACUGAGCUAGAUUCUCCCUGCCAGUUCUCAUAUCCUUUUAACUGCUGAUACGUGUUAUCAGAUGAUGCCCUGUGUCCCACGGCAUUGCACUAUGCUUUACACACAUCAUUUCAUUUAAUGACCAUUCUGAGGCAGAUGCUGUCUCAAUUGACAAACGAGAAAACUUGAGAUUCAAAGUCAAAUGGCUCUGCUGUAGGUCACCUGGCUGUGAAGCCACAGGGCUGACAUUCCAGGACAGUGGUUCUGCCUCCAGAGCCCACAGUUUUAGCCACUACUCCAGGCUGCUUCCCAAACACUGCUCAUGUGAACAACAGUAUUUUCAGAGUAGGAACUAAGAGACUAACCCCAAACAAAGCACGAGCAGUUUUUCCCUCAGGACACCUUAUUCAGUCAUUUCAAUGUUACCAUCUGCAGGGCAGCCUCUUCUGGGCAGCAAGCUCCCGGAGUGCAGAGACUGGGUAUCUAUUCUGAGUCACUUUUGCAUGCUACAGCAGAGAUACUUGGUCUGCAAUACUGACAGAGGAAACAAGGUCUGAGUGUUUCUUUAAUAAUGUUUACCUACUUCCUUUUUGUUAAGUUUUAUUUUCUUUCAAAUGGCAUAGAAACCAUCUUUGAUUUUUAUUAAAAAAAACACUACUAUACAAUUAGGCCCUUACUGUUUCUAGGACCAAGGGCACAAGAGUUUCACUUGCCAUUUGCCUUACCUGGUUCUUUCCUUUCCUCCUC